AUGGCCUUCAGUAUAACCUCGAAAGCUAACGUCGAUGCUUGGGAAGCUCUAGGAAACCCGGGGUGGGGUUGGUCGAGCUUCUCCGAGUCCUUAAAAAAGGCGUAUAGCUUGCCUUCGGAAGGGGCAGACGCUAAAGGCCCGGUCCAACUUGCUAUCCCCGACGAAGACACUGAGUGGCCACGAGUUUGGAGAGAAACGCUUACUGCACUCGGCUUCCCAGUAACCGAUGACCCGUUUUCUGGGCAACUUUCCGGUGGCCUGAUCGUCACAGAUUCUUUACAUCCUGCUACAAAACAGAGGAGCUACGUCGGAAAUGCAUACCUCGAGGCUGCACAACCUAGGAGCAAUCUCACUAUCUGGACCAAGGCCCUGACGGAGAAGAUCAUAUUCGACAAGUCAGAUAUUCCCAUAGCUACCGGUGUCCAAGUUAAUAAAGAUGGGGAAACGAAAAUCGUGGGAGCUCGUAAAGAGGUUAUAAUCUCAGCGGGCACGAUCAACUCGCCCAAGGUAUUGGAGCUUUCGGGUAUCGGCGAUGCGAAACUCCUACAGUCGCUUGGCAUCGAUGUUGUAGUUGACAACCCAAACGUUGGAGAAAACCUUCAAAAUCACCCCUUGAUCACUUUGAGCUUCGAGACUCAAGGACAAGCAGGCUUUGAGACCAUAGACAAGCUUGCCAGGCAAGACCAGGCAGCCCUGGGUGCCGCGAUGGAAGCCUAUGCAAAACAGAAGGGUCCUUUGGCCAAGAGCAACUCAAAUAUAGCUGCACAGCUCCCAUUUCCAGGGGUAACGAGUGAACAGGGGAAACAAGAACUUGAGAAAGUCUUGCAAGGUGCAAGCUCCACGGUUCCCGACAAACCUACAUCGCUUGCAGAAGCCCACGAAUCAUUUGUUCGGUCCAUACUUGCAUCACCUACCGAGGCAUCCGGAUGCUACCUCGCGAUCCCCGGUUACGCAGGAUCCAGCGGCGACGGGACGAUGGCCGGCCCGCCUCCUGGAGACGAGAGUUGGUUAAGUUUCGUGCUGCUCCUAGCACACCCGCUCUCGCGCGGCUCCGUACACAUCACUAAAGCUUCCGCCGACUCAUCAGCCCUAGCCAUCGACCCCAAAUACUUCAGUCAUCCCCUCGAUCUCGAGGUGUUCGCGCGUCACCUACAAUUUGUAGAGAAAUUCGCCCAGACCGAACCGCUGGCUAGCGCGCUCAAGCUGGAUGGUAGACGCACGCCGACAGCACCACCGCUGGGCAGCUUUGCGGACUUGGACAAGGUUAAGGAGUAUAUACACAAGACGGCGGUUGGGGCGCAUCAUUUUACAGGCACGUGUGCCAUGGCCCCGCGAGAGCUGGGGGGUGUUGUUGAUGCGCAGUUGCGCGUGUAUGGGACUCAGAACUUACGUGUCUGCGAUGCGAGCAUCAUUCCCAUUACGCCUCGCACGAAUCCGCAGGCUACGGUUUAUGGCGUCGCAGAGCAUGGGGCUCAGAUUAUAAAGGCGACCUCGUGA
Daldinia childiae is the source of this 1497-nucleotide messenger RNA. Its product is annotated as Versicolorin B synthase. Lineage: Eukaryota; Fungi; Ascomycota; Sordariomycetes; Xylariales; Hypoxylaceae. Gene Ontology annotation, molecular function: flavin adenine dinucleotide binding; oxidoreductase activity, acting on CH-OH group of donors. The transcript has a single exon. The coding region runs from base 1 to 1497 and encodes 498 amino acids. The record is from RefSeq and is a predicted model, not a curated record.